AUGGAUUUUACAAAUAACAAAAAAAGUAUUAAAACAGUAAAUAAUAACUCUAAAGAUAAUAAUGAAUUAGUUGAAAAAAUUUAUAAAAGAAAUUAUAUGAACAGUAAGAAAAAUGAAGAAAUUAAAAUUGGAUCUAAUUUAUCUACUAAUAACGAUAUUUUUCAAUUACAAAAUGUACUACAUAAUCAAAUAAGAAUAGUUAGAACAAAUGAUAGCUGUUUUAAAGAUUAUAUAGUCUUAAAUAAUUUAGGGAAAGGAACUUAUGCACAGGUGUGGAAAGUAAAACAUAAAGUAACAAACGAAAUUUUUGCAGCUAAAUUACUACAGCCAAAUCAAUUUCCAAAAGAAUCUUUUAAUAGAAUUGUUGAAAUGUUUACUAAAGAAAUAAUUAAUUUAUCUAUAUGCCAAUGCCCAGGUGUAAUUAAGUUACACAAAGUUAUAGGAGGGAAAGAAGGAUGGAUACUUAUUCAAGAUUAUGCAAAUGAUGGUACAUUAUGGAAAGAGAAUUUAUCAAGUAAUAUGAGUGAAGCAUUUCUAUAUUUUAUUCAAUUGAUGCAAGGAAUGUGGUAUAUUCAAGAUAUGAAUAUUGUCCAUAGAGACUUAAAACCUACCAAUAUUUUAAGAUAUGAUAAUAAGCGAAUUGUGAUAGCUGAUUUUGGAUGGUCAGAACAUAUAGAUUCCUGUAAUUUACAUCCAUCUGAAUGGCCAGGGACGUUAGAAAUAAACCCACCUGAAGUAUUAAGAAAUACAGGACCUAUGACAGAAAAAAUUGAUAAUUACGCUCUUGGUAUGAAUAUGAUUUUAUUUAUAUCUGGUAGAUUUGUAUGCAGGCAGAAAGGCAUAGAAUGUUCCAAAGUUGCACAAACCAUUUUAAAAACUGUUCAUAAUUUAAGACAUUCUAAACCACCUAGUAGAUUUAGAGAAAAUUUGAAAGCGUGGGAUUUAUUUGUAAAAUUGACUUCAUCAAAUCCAAAUGAACGAUUGAGUUUACAAAAUGUUUUAGACCAUCCAUGGGUUACCGAAAUGUUAAAUAAUUUUAGCUUACAAAAUUCAAAAUUUUUAUGGCAUGAUAAAGUUAAAAGUAGAUGGAUAUAUUUAUUAUCAAAUAACUGGAAUUUUUUCAAAAAUAUUUCUUCUAUAUCCAAUAGUAAAAUAAAUAAAUACAGUGAAUUAGAAAAUGCAGAUAAUUUUACAUCUAAGAUUGGCAACAAAGCAACUGUUAUUAUAAACGGUGAUACUCAAAAAGAAAAAAAUAAAUAUUCUCAUUCUUGUCUCAAAAAUGAUUAUGAAAUUCUUUUUUAUAUGAUGAAAAACAAUUUUAAAAGCAGAUAUAAUUGUUGUUCUGUCAAGAAAAAUGAUAAUAAUAACUAUAAAAAUAAUGGAAAUAAAAUUAGGAAUAACAAAGAAAAUAAAAAUAAUACCAAAUAUAAUACUAAAAAAAAAAGUAAUUCGAAUAGUGAUUUAGAUGAAUCUAGUCACACUGAAAAUGAAAAAAAUGAAACUUUCAUAAAUAAAUUUGCAAAUAAAAAAGAGAAUUUUAUAAAAAAUAAUGAAGACCUUGUGAAAAAUAAAAGUAAUAUUAUUAUAGAUGAAAAUAAUAAUACUAUAUGUCAAGAUAAAAAUUUUUUAAACAAUAACAAAAAUGCUUUUUUAUUUAAUAAGAAAGAAUUUAAAAAUAACAUUUCAUGUGAAAUAGAUACUCAAAAAAAUAAUGAUGUCAGUAGAGAAGAUGAAAAAGGUGAAGAAGAAGAGGAAGAAGAAGAAGAAGAAGAAGAUGAGGAUGAAGAAGAGGAUGAGGAUGAAGAUGAAGAAGAAGAUGAGGAUGAGGAUGAAGAAGAUGAGGAUGAAGAAGAGGAAGAUGACGAGGAUGAAGAGGAAGAAGAUGAAGAAGAUGAUGGUGACGAUAUUAACAAUGAAGAAGAUAAUGAUAAAGAUGAUACAUUAUAUAAUAAUAAUAAUAUUAUGCAUAUGAAAAAUAACAAAAAAAGCAAUAAUAAGAAAAAUGAUAUAAUUCAAAAUAUUCAAAAUAAAUGCUACAGUAACAGUGAAGUAGAUGAUUUUAUGAACUACAAUAAUAAAAAAAAUUAUUAUUUUAAUGAUAUAGAAAAUAUAAAAAAUUUAUUAAAAAAUAAUUUAAAUAAUCAAAAUAUUAAAAAGGGGGCUAAUAAUAAUAGUGAUGACUGUAUUUUUCCAAAAGAUGACAUAAAUAUUUCUAUUGACAACAAUGAAGAGGAAAAUAACUUAAAUGAAGGCACAUCUAAAUUAUUAAAUAAAGAAAAAAAAAAAAAAAAAACGGAAAUAUCAAUGGAUCAGUCAAAGAGAAAUUACUCUAGUAAAAUAGACGAUACAUUUAUUAAUUUUGUUGGAACAAAAAAUUUGAAUAUAUCUAAGGAUUUAAUGAAAAAUGAUUUGUUAGAAAAAAUUAAUAAAAUAAAUGAAGAAAGAUUAUUUGAUUACAACUUAUUAAUAAAUGAAAAAUCAAAAAUAAAUUUACAAGACACAAAGAAAGAAAACAAAUGGAAACAAAAAGAGGAUUUAUUGAUAACAGAAAAUGAAGAUGAAGAUUAUAUAAAAAUAUAUACCAAAAAUAUGAAUGUGAACAGAUCAAUAAAAAAUAGAAGAUUUACUAAAAAGAAGGAUUCUUUCUCGGAAGAAAUUCAUUCUUUGCUUGAAAACUCAAAGGAAUUAAAGAAAAAAUUAAAAAAAAAUUUAAACAAUCUCUAUGAGAUUAGCUUGGGUCAAAAAAAUAGUAAUAACAUGUGUAUUUACAAUGAUCAUGAUGAUAAUAGCCAAUUUAGCUGUAUAUGUGAAAAUCAAAGUUUUGGUAAUGAAAAAAAAAAUAGUAACAAAUUUCAAAUAAAUAUUAAUAAUAUGAAUAGUGAAAGAGAUUUUAAAGGUAGCUUAGAAAAUCUAGACAUUAGCUUAAAGGAAAAAGUAGAAGUAUUCAAUAGAAAAAAAAUAGAUUUAAGUACUGAUAAUUUGUUUCCUUAUCAGAAAGAUCUAGAAAAUAAUGAAGUAAAAAAAGUGGAUGAUGAAAAGUUUGGGACCAAUUUUAAUAAAGAAAAUAUAUCAAAAAAAAAAAAAAUAAAUAAUUCUAUAUUUUUUGAUACAACAAUGGAUAAAAGUGUUAAUAAUCUAGAAAUAAUAAAUGCAGUUGAUUCAAUUAGUACAAAUAAAAAUGAAGAAAUACUUAAUUCUAUUAAACAGAAAAAUUAUACUAAUAAAUAUGAAAAUAUUUCUAAAAAUCUUAUUGAUAAUAGCUUUAAAAAAAAUAGUAAUAAAAAUUAUGCUAAAUAUAUGGAGAACUUAGAUAAUAAUGAAAAAUUAAAUAAUAUAGAAAUAUUGCCAAAAAUGAGCACGAAAAAUUUUUUAAUUAAUAACAAAAUAGACAUAAAAUUAAAAAUGAACGAUAAAUCUUUAAUAAAUAACAAUGAAAAUGUAUUCAAUUAUGAGAAAUUAGCAACCAACAAAGAAAUAAAUAAUGUAAUUAACGAUUGUACUAGCAUAAGUCUUAAAAAUAAAGAAGUUAAUAAUAUAAUCAACGAUAUGGAUAAAAAUACAGAAAAAAACCAUAGUAAUAAAUAUACAAGUGGCAGUAAUAAUUUCCUAUCUAUAACAAAAAAAAAAUCACAAGAUGAAAAUUACAUAAAUGAUCAUAUAGAGGUGAAUCUUAAUGAUCAUUUUAAUAAAAAAAAUAGAAGCUACAGAAAUAAUGAUAAAAAGGAUUUAAUUUCAAUAUCAAUAAAAAAAAAUGAUACUUCAAAGAAUUUUAUUGGUUUAUCUAAUAAGAGCAACAAAAGUCAUAGUUCAGAUAACAAGAUAUCAAAUUAUUUAAAUAGUAGUAAUGUAAGUUCAGAUGCUAAUGAUAUUAUUAUAAAUAAUUUUGUCAAUAAUACAAAAGAUAAAAAUUCAGUUAAAAGUUUUAAUGAAAUUGAAAAUGACAGUAUGAUUCAUAAUAAAAAACAAAAUUUAUUUUUAAAAAAUAAAAAUCAUUUAAAAAAUGAUUCAUCUAUAACAAAUUCAUUGAAAUCAAGUGAAGUGAAAGAUUUUAGUGAUGUAAAGGAAAAUUAUUUUUCUUAUAAAAUUAAUAUAAAUAAUGAUGAUAAUAAUAAUAAUAAUAAUGGUAAAACAAGUUUUAUGAAACUAUUAAAAACGUUUGAUAAUAAUAAUAAUAAAAUAAUAAAAGAAAAAAAUUUAAUAAAAUUUGCCAAUCCUUUCAUAAAUAAGUCUAAGGAAGAUAGGAAAGAAAAUUAUGAAGAAAAAUUAUUGGAAGAACAUAUUAAAAAUGAGAAUUUAUCACAAAGUAAAAAAUUAUAUAAAUUAAUAAAUCAAGAAAAAAAUGAGAAAAAUUUAAUGCAUCAUAAACUAACUAAUAAUGUAAAUGAUCAUAAUGUCAUAUUAAAUUUUAAAGAUGGAUCAAAACUAUUUGAUGAAUUAAAAAAUAAUGAUAUUAUUACUCACACAUAUACAGAAAAUAAUGAUAAUAAUAAUAGUAAUUAUAACAAAUCACAUAUAUAUCAUUAUAUGAAUAAUCACAUAAAUAAUAUAAGUAAUUAUACAAAAUCAUCUAUUUGUUUUGAUGAAAGUAUUAAAGAAAAUUUUACAAAAACAUCCAGUUCCUCUACAUUUGAUUAUAGCGAUUUUGAUUUACAUUAUUCCUCAAAUAAGGAUAUUGUUGAUUCAUUUAAUACUGAAUAUAAAUUAACUCCUAGAGAAAAAUAUAUUUUACAAAAGAAAAAAAAUCAUGAAAAAAUAAUAUUCAAUCAGAAAAAUACAAAAUGCCAAAUAAAUUAA
Messenger RNA from Plasmodium gallinaceum, 4794 nucleotides. RefSeq names its product serine/threonine protein kinase, putative. The transcript has a single exon. Gene Ontology annotation, biological process: intracellular signal transduction; protein phosphorylation. The record is from RefSeq and is a predicted model, not a curated record. Gene Ontology annotation, molecular function: ATP binding; protein serine/threonine kinase activity. Gene Ontology annotation, cellular component: cytoplasm. Lineage: Eukaryota; Apicomplexa; Aconoidasida; Haemosporida; Plasmodiidae. Bases 1 to 4794 code for a protein of 1597 amino acids.